AUGAUGGACCCAUGCCAAGCGGGCGCUUGCUGCAGUUGCAGCAUCAGCAACAGCUGCUGCGAGGACGCAGGAACAGAAUCCUUCCUGCAGCAGUCUUGCUGCAUAGCUGCAGCAGGGGAACUGGCCUGCAGCAGAUGUGCUGCAUACGCUCAGCUGCUGCGACUGCGGUGUGACUCAUCCCCUUCAUUCUUCGCUCCUUCUGCUGCCGCUGCUGCUGCCUUGUCGUGUGCCGCUCCCCCAAAGUCGGAAGAGCUGGAGACAGCAGCGGCAGCAGCUGCUGCUGCUGCGGCAGCAAAUGGCUCCCCAGCAGAGCUGCAGCGGUGCGCCGUUGCAGCGACGGAGUCCCCUUCGUCAUGCUGCUGCUGCUGCUUCUACUACGGCGUCAGCAACAACUGUUGUGGCAGCAGCAGCUGCAGCGAAAGUAGCUGCGGCAGCAGUAGUUGCGUCAGCGGUAGCUGCGGCAGCAGUAGCUGCGGCAGUUGCGGGAGCAGUAGUUGCGGCAGUAGUAGCUGCGGCAGCAGCAGCUGCGGCGGUAACAGCUGCACCGGCAGCAGCAUGAGCUGCGAAGUGUGGGGCGCGCUGCCGGUGUCUGCCAGUGAAGAGAUGCAAUGUCUUUUCAGUGGUGCAUGCGUUCCUUGUCUGGCGCUGCAAGAGGCAGCCAGCCCCUUAGCAGCAGAAGACAGCUGUGGGGGGUCUCAGCUAUGGGGCCCGCCGGAGGAUAGUUGGGUGCCGCGAGACUGCUGGGGGCCCUCUGCGCGGUGUACAGGCAGCGGGGGUGCCCCCGGACACGAGCGGCGCCCUGCUGCAGCAGGCGUUGGGGCGCUGCUGCUGCAACUGCCCAGCAGCCUCAUCUGUGAUGCUGCGCGGCUUACGAGCGCCCCUAGUCCACUCAACUGCAGUGACGGUUCGCUGCGGGCCUUGCCGUCCUGCAACGCAGAAGCAGAUGCAGCAGCAACGCCAGCAGCACAGGACUGCUGCCAGCAACGAUGCAGUGGAGCGUACAGCUGCCGGAGCAGCACCAGCACAUGCUGCUGCGCAUUCGAGGCAGAGGUGCUGAGACAGCACAGAAUGGAUGCUGCCGAUGAUUUGCUGCGGCUAGACGAGGACCUCCUCCUCCACAACGAUCAAGUUGCUGCUCCUGCUGCUCCAGCUGCUGCUGCUGGAGCUUCAGCUGGUGCUGCUGCUGGUUCUGCCCCGGCACCCACGCCCUGUCGCGACGUGCAGCAGCAGCAACAGCAGCAGCAGCAGUUGGAUUUGCAGCGCUUUGAACAGCUUUCCCCUCUCCCGAUGUCUUCUUGUGCGAGUGGCUGUUCAUCUCCUUUACAGCCGACGCACAUCGAUUCGCAGACGCCCUCAAACCAGCAGCAGCAGCAGCAGCUAAUGCUGCUUGAGGGGCAGGGCGCCCAGUCUUUGCCAAUGGAGAGUCAGCAGACAGACUCAGGGGCUCUGCAGCAUUCCCUCUUCACAGGGAAGAGACUGCGCUCGAGGCGGCGACGGCCCAUAGAACCCCUUGCGGCGCAGAGACAGCAGCAGCACCCACCGCAGCAGGAGGAGGAGGACCAGCAGCAACAGCAGCAACAGUUUCCUCCGGGCGGCUGCUGCUGCGGCGGCCAUCCAUGUGUGUGCUCGCAGCAGCAGCAGCAACAGCAACACCACCACCAAGCAGCAGGCAGCUUCUUCGUGGCGGAGGCGGACGCUGCAGCGGGCCAGGGCUGCUACGCCAACGUGCAGCCAGAGCAGCAGCAAGAAGAGCAGCAGGAGUCGCCGAUGUUACACAAGAGAAAGGUACUGACUAACACCCCUCCGGCGGAGUCGAGCUGCGAGGAGUGGUCAGCUGGCCGAGGGGACCAGUGGUCAUGUGAGGGGCCGGGAGCGCAACAAGCUCUGCUGCUGUCGGCAGAGGAGCAGCAACAGCAGCAGCAACAACUGUCUCCUGCCUCUUUCUAUGACUUUUCGUGUUCACCCACCACGGCGGCCACAAACUCGCAGCAGCAUCAGCAGCAACAGUUGCAGCACAGCGAGUCGUCCACAGCAACUUGCAGCGCGUGCGGCAGUGCUUCCAGCUGUUGCUGCUGUAGUUCGUUGGGGCUGGAGCAGCAACAGCAGCAGCAGCAAGUGGGCAUGCACACGUUAGUGGAUGGCACGUUGACGCGCCAGCUCUCUCACGUGUCGCAAGAAUCCGGGGUAGGCGGUGAGGCAGCAACAAACGGCAGCAGCAGCCGCAGCAGCACCGCACAGGAGUUGGGUCGGGACUCGUCCCCGCCUUCUGCAGCACUUUCGCCCAAGGUAGAAGCGACAGCAGCAGCAGCAGCAGCGGCAGCAGCAGGCGUGGGGCCACCGUUCGCGUGCGGCGGGGACCUAUGCCUGCCGCAGUGCGAAGACAGCAACGCCUGCCCUUCGCUGCUGCGGCUAACAGAGGCUCAGUGGCAGCAGUUCAGGGCUCAGGGCCUCUUCAAGUUAGGCGACAAAGGGCGAGCCAUAAUCAAAAGCAGGAUUUCCAGGCAGCUCCGCGUCUUCCCCCAUCUCCGCAAGAGGGCCUCAGCAGUCGCUGGGAUAUGCGGGCUGUAUGACGUGCUGCCCCCCCAGUUCCAGCCGCUCUCCUUCAGGGGCUCGCAGCCGGGGCAGCCACAGCAGCAAAACUGCCAGCUUGACGCGCAGCAGGAGGCGGCAGCAACAGCAGCAACAGCAGCAGCAGCAGCAGCUGUUGUGGGGCCGUUUUCUUCCCUCAGCCCUCUCACCAGCAGCUCGCUUACUGACGCGGGGCCAGCAGGCAGCGCUGCUGCAGUGGCUGCUGCAGCUCUCAUGCACCGGCAGCAGCUUCGCAGCAUCUUCGCGAGAGGAAGACAUGCUGCUACAGUGGCUGUAUCUAGACCCAUCCCGAAUCAUCCGCUAGCUUUGGACAAGGCAGAAACAGCAGCAGCGACAACAGCAACGACAACAGUAGCGACAACAGCAGCACCAGCGGCAGCAGCACCAGCGGAGGGAGCUGCAGGGGGCUAG
This is a messenger RNA of Eimeria acervulina, 3000 nucleotides long. Its product is annotated as AT hook motif-containing protein, putative. NCBI's taxonomy places the organism in Eukaryota, Apicomplexa, Conoidasida, Eucoccidiorida, Eimeriidae. Gene Ontology annotation, biological process: regulation of transcription by RNA polymerase II. Gene Ontology annotation, cellular component: nucleus; SWI/SNF complex. The coding region runs from base 1 to 3000 and encodes 999 amino acids. The record is from RefSeq and is a predicted model, not a curated record. Gene Ontology annotation, molecular function: transcription coregulator activity. The transcript is spliced from 4 exons.